CAAAAAUAAGAAAAUGUAUUUAUUGAAAUAAAAAAGAUAAAUAAAUAAAACACUAUGUUGCACCUUAGAAUUCUCAGAUACAACUCACGACUCACGAGAAUGGAAAAAGGGAUACAAAGAUGGAUCGUUGACAUAUCAGAAUGGAACCCUUCACCCAUCGAAUUCUGGUCUGCAGUUUCUGUUCUCCCCAAACAUCAACACUCCUCCAUUUACAGGAAGAGGGCAUUGGUGAGUAGGCUGCUUCAGUAUGCUCUUGUGCACCAAGUGUUGGGAAUCCCUUAUAAUGAGAUAGUUAUCAGGUCAACUGUCGAAGGCAAGCCCUAUGUGCACUAUGAUGAAAUGAGACCGGAAUUUCCGAAUUUCAACUUCAGUGUCAGCCAUCAUGGUGAUUUGGUGGCUAUUGCGUCUGAGCCAUUCUGCCUUGUGGGUUUGGAUAUAGUUUCCCAUGCAUUACCCGUAAAGGAGACUCCCCAACAAUUCAUCAGCAGUUUCUCAUCACAUUUUUCAAGUAUAGAGUGGGAUAAGAUAAUUAAUGCUGGCACCCAUUACGAUAUACUGCAAGAGCUGUACAGAUAUUGGAGUCUGAAGGAAUCAUUCGUUAAAGCAAUAGGGAGUGGAUUGAGGUACAAGUUGGAUGCCCUGGAGUUUAAUCACGUUAGCUGGACCAACAUUUCUGUGAAAUUACUGGGUGAAGAAUUGCGGCAGUGGAAGUUUUGGCAUUUUGAACUAAGGAAGAGAUAUUAUGAAUAUGGUCCUACAGGCUACAGAUGUGAACAUCAGUUAGAACUUUGGUAUAUUAUAGUCUCCAUCACUCGGGGCUCUCCGCAUAUGGCAACGGAAAAUUUCAAGCAAACACUUGGACAGACAGAAUAUGAUGAAGAUGAAUAUAGUUUGGGGUUCAAUCUUCCUAAUACAAGUUUCAUAUGCAGAAGUAUAGAGCAACUCAUACCCAGUGAAUUGUAAUAUAGGCUUCAGUCUUUAUAAAUGUGUUGGGAUCUGGAAAGUAGCAAAGAAAUUAAUUGCAGAGUUAACAUGCAGAGUAUCAUGAUAACUUAUGCUGUUAAGUGUGAUGAAUGUGAGCUAAAGGGUGCAGUACAAAGAAACUAUAAUUGCAGAGUUAACAUGCAGUGAAGCAGAUCUAGGACAUGGCACAUGGGAGUGGAAAUUAAAGCGAAAAUGUGAGUGAUUCUUUCAUAGAGUUGAACAAUUUCUGGGUCUUUUUGCUGAGUUAAUGAUGUACGGAAAUUCGAGUAUAGGAUUUGCAAACGGAUUAUUGUAACAUGCUUAUACUCGUGCUGAAAGUAUUCAAGUAUUUUAGCAGACUGCUACUGGAAUUUUCUUUGGUUUUAUUGUCUCCAAACACGAAUUUGUUACAUUGAGAAUUACAAGUUUGUGCUA
Molecule: messenger RNA, 1398 nt
Organism: Spinacia oleracea (spinach)
Lineage: Eukaryota; Viridiplantae; Streptophyta; Magnoliopsida; Caryophyllales; Amaranthaceae
Exons: 6
Coding region: 55-963 (302 amino acids)
Cellular component (GO): cytosol
Molecular function (GO): holo-[acyl-carrier-protein] synthase activity; magnesium ion binding
Source: RefSeq, a predicted model, not a curated record